Cladocopium goreaui is the source of this 447-nucleotide messenger RNA. Lineage: Eukaryota; Dinophyceae; Suessiales; Symbiodiniaceae. The record is from the annotation of a GenBank genome assembly.
GUGAUCACAUGGCUGGCACCAGCACUACUAGCUCGCGUAAGUCGAAGGCUCAUAAGGCUCCCGACACUGUGGACGAUGAUGUUCCCGUUGGUAAAGGCGGUCGCCAGCGCAAAGUUCUGAAAGAGAGUAUCCAGGGAAUCACCAAGCCAGCCAUUCGACGUCUGGCACGCCGCGGUGGUGUGAAACGUAUCAGCGGCUUGAUCUACGAGGAGACAAGGGGUGUUCUGAAGACGUUCUUGGAGAAUGUUUUGCGUGAUUCGAUUACCUACACCGAGCACGCCCGACGCAAGACCGUCACGGCUAUGGACAUUGUCUACGCUCUCAAGCGCCAGGGACGCACCAUCUAUGGAUUCGGUUCAUAGGCAAGGAGGCGUGCAAGAAGCAGUGAGGUUGGCACCGAGUUUUUCAUGUCAUCUUUCUGUUUUCUGGAGCACUUGGCAUCUGUCC